GGUAAUGUCUAAAAGAGAGCUCGGUUUGACUUGGACUGCGAAGACAGUGAACCAAAAGUCUACCCGUUCGUAGUUCAAGACUCGCCCCAAUUCAUCAGAUUCAGAGACUUGAGAGUCAUAGUUUCAGUCUGGGUUCCCAAAUACACCUUUAUCAGAUUCAGACAUAAUUCCCGAGAGCUUAUUUUGUUUCCAUUUAUUUCCAAGAUUCAAAGUUUUGUGUAUUUGACAAAUGGAUUCAAGAGAACAGCAACCAUUAUUUGAUCUUAAUGAACCUGCUAUGGAGGAUGAUGAGAGUGACUUCCUCUUGUGCUUCAAGCCCAAAACGAUUGUCCUAAAUACUGUUGACAAUUUAGUUACAUCCAAGACAACCAUUAUAUCUUCUUCUAGAUCAGUAAAUAAUCAUCAGUUUUCUCAUACCUCUUCUGGUUCAGCCUUUCAGCCUUUCAUCAAGUCAAAAGGAGAUCGGGAGAAAGUAACUAAACUCAUGGAUCCAAGUGAUUGUAAUGUGAAUGUAGCAAUGAAUCCUUCUAGAAUAAUUGGUUUCCCCUCUUAUCGGCUUGAGAAGUGAAGGGUUUGUUGUGGGGACAAACUGUUUUAAAAGUUGUCUCAUCUAAAGUGACAAAACACGAAAAACUUGCAUAGCUAACCAACAUGUGUUUGUAUACUAUUCGCAUUUGAUACAUUUGGUUUCCUAUCACUAGAGGUUGUGGAACUUCUCAAUAGAGUUUAAUAG
Molecule: messenger RNA, 733 nt
Organism: Lactuca virosa
Lineage: Eukaryota; Viridiplantae; Streptophyta; Magnoliopsida; Asterales; Asteraceae
Source: the annotation of a GenBank genome assembly